Oppiella nova is the source of this 406-nucleotide messenger RNA. Lineage: Eukaryota; Metazoa; Arthropoda; Arachnida; Sarcoptiformes; Oppiidae. The record is from the annotation of a GenBank genome assembly.
AUGGAUAUAACUCCCGAUUCAGUGCCCCGGGAAUAUCUGGAAAACAUUGGCCAGAAGUUGCCCCAAAACACAGCUUUCAAUUACAAAAACUUUUUCAGUCAAUUCUUUGAAAACUACAGGAAAGUUAUCUAUCGUAUGACACCCAAUGAUCUCUCGGAAGGCAUUGAGCUCAUUGAUAACCAGUUGUUUGAUAACAUAAGACUAAUGAACGGACUUUGUUUGCCCACAACUUGUAAGGCUAACGAUGUGUCCGCAGCCCUCACCGAAUUGUGGCCAUCAGUGCUGUUGUGAUGACGUUUGUGUUGAGCACUGUUAUUGAUUGUCUACCUCCUGGAUCAUUUAUUAAACGAUUAAUAAAAGGGACUUCAAUUGCAUUUGUAGUAAAUUGUUUUGCCGCCAGAAAUAG